Molecule: messenger RNA, 2589 nt
Organism: Myripristis murdjan (pinecone soldierfish)
Lineage: Eukaryota; Metazoa; Chordata; Actinopteri; Holocentriformes; Holocentridae
Gene: slc24a2a
Product: solute carrier family 24 member 2
Exons: 12
Coding region: 344-2296 (650 amino acids)
Biological process (GO): intracellular calcium ion homeostasis; long-term synaptic potentiation; long-term synaptic depression
Cellular component (GO): plasma membrane
Molecular function (GO): calcium, potassium:sodium antiporter activity; calcium channel activity
Source: RefSeq, a predicted model, not a curated record
GUGAGCGCAGUUAGCAGAGCAGUUUUUUUCCCCCCAAAGCUCCUCCUCUGUCGUCGGAAAGAGGAGACCAGUCACAUUUGUGCUCAAUGAGAGCAAGAAGGCAAGAGAGGAUUUGCUAAUUUCCAACCUGCGGCGCCGCGCGGCUGUUUUCUCGCCUCUGUCAAAGCAGAGGCUAAUAUGAAGACACCAUUUGGCAAACCAGACCCUGGAAAGCACCUAGAAUCAUUUCAACUUAUUUGAAGCCGAAGACAACACCAUGGAUUGUUUCCGGUAAAACCUGCCCCCCACUCUCCCUUCUUUCUAACUAGCCAUUGAGAGUGAGGACACAAAGACCUGCGCAGAGAUGGGUUCAGACAACCCCUGUAUGGUUACACGGGAAAGACCCAUAUUGGGUGCUACCUGUCAGCGACAUGGCCACCAGUAUCUACGGAGAAAGCUGAGGCCUGUGCGAAUCUUAGGGUUCGUCCUCAGCUUGGUGGCCAUAAGUGCUAUCUCCUUCUCCUUCAGUGCCUUGACCUGGAGCUCAGGGGGUCUCGGUGAGCCACUACUCCCCCAGGAGAACCUCCGUCACUUGGCCCCACAUAGGACUCUCCUCUCUACCCAGCACCAGGGGGACCCCAAUAUCUCAGCUGACAUGCCAAUAGCCAUGAAGUCUUCAGCAGAUAGCAACGAAAGCCAAGGGGAAUAUCCUACGGACCUUUUCAGCCUUGAGAAGAGGCGCCAAGGUGCGGUGGUCCUCCACAUGUUUGGCAUGCUCUACAUGUUCAUUGCCUUAGCCAUAGUGUGUGACGAAUUCUUCGUCCCAGCCCUGACAGUUAUCACAGAGAAGCUGUCCAUCUCCGAUGAUGUGGCAGGUGCCACCUUCAUGGCAGCAGGUGGCUCAGCCCCAGAGCUCUUCACCUCGGUUAUUGGCGUCUUCAUCUCGCACAGCAACGUGGGCAUUGGGACCAUCGUGGGCUCAGCUGUCUUCAACAUUCUCUUCGUGAUAGGGAUGUGUGCCAUCUUCUCCAAGGAGAUCCUCAACCUUACAUGGUGGCCCCUCUUCCGUGAUGUCUCCUUCUACAUCCUGGAUCUGAUCAUGCUCAUCAUCUUCUUCCUGGAUAACUUAAUCAGUAUGUGGGAAAGUGCUGCGCUGCUGACAGCUUAUGCAGCCUACGUGAUCUUCAUGAAGUUCAAUGGCAAGGUUGAGGGCUUCGUCAAAGGUUGCAUGAGCAAGAACCAAGUGGUCGAGGUGGAGGUGCAACCCAAGGAUGAGAAGGCAAGUCCUGGGGCACCGGAGGAUGACAGCAAGCUGUCGGCCAGGCCUCGGCUGCAGAGAGGGGGUAGUUCUGCCUCCCUUCACAACAGCCUCAUGAGGAACAGUAUUUUCCAACUCAUGAUCCACACACUGGACCCUCUCAGUGAAGAAUUUGCUGACUCUGAGCUUGGGACUUAUGGGAAACUAAAAUAUUAUCACACAAUGACUGAGGAAGGCAAAUUUAGAGAGAAGGCAUCCAUCCUUCACAAGAUCGCUAAAAAGAAAUGCCAAGUAGAGGACAGUGAGAAGGCCAAUGGAGUAGCAAGCCGCUCAGAUAAGAACCUCCCAAACAGCUCCAGUGUGGAAGUGGAAGUGACGCCACCCAUGAAUGGAACAGCGGGGCAAGAAGGGGAAGCGGCUGAGGAUGAAGAGGAAGAGGACCAGCCUCUGAGCCUGUCUUGGCCGGAGUCUAACCGCAAGCGCUUUACCUACCUCUUCAUCAUGCCUAUUGUCCUCCCCUUGUGGCUCACACUGCCUGACGUCAGGAAACCGACUGCCAAGAAGUUCUUCCCCAUCACCUUCUUGGGUGCUAUCUGCUGGAUUGCAGGCUUCUCCUACCUGAUGGUGUGGUGGGCUCACCAGGUUGGAGAGACCAUCGGGAUUACAGAGGAGAUUAUGGGCCUGACUAUGUUAGCAGCUGGUACCUCCAUCCCCGACCUCAUCACCAGUGUUAUUGUGGCACGCAAAGGGCUGGGUGACAUGGCUGUCUCCAGCUCCGUUGGUUCCAACAUCUUUGACAUUACUGUUGGACUGCCAUUCCCCUGGCUCCUGUGGUCCUUCAUCAACGGCCUAAGACCGGUGACAGUCAGCUCCAACGGCCUCUUCUGUGCCAUCGUGCUCCUCUUCCUCAUGCUCCUCUUCGUCAUCAUCUCCAUUGCCGCCUGCAAGUGGCGCAUGAGCAAGCUGCUGGGCUUCAUCAUGUUCCUGCUGUACUUCGUCUUCCUGGUGGUCAGCGUCAUGCUGGAGGACAGGGUCAUCAGCUGUCCAGUGUCCAUCUGAGGGCCGUCUCUACUUGCUGUCUCCUCAUCACCACCACCACAACCAUCCCUCUUGUCUGCCAUCACUGUCACGCCCCCUGACCCUGGUAAUCCCUGACCCCGGGACUAAAAAGAAGCUGGAUGAGAGAAUAACACGAACAUGUGGAGUCUACCUUUGUUUUGAGUGGGGUGGGUGGUGGGGGAGUUAAAUCAACGAGGGCACAUAACUUUGGUUUGGCUGAUUUAGUAGGGGCCCGACCUGAGUGGAUUUCUUUUUUUGUUUUGUUUUGUUUUGUUUUGUUUUUUUGUUUUGUU